AUGUUUAAACACCAAACAAACAUACCCCCAAAGGUUAUUAUCACUCAGAAAGUGAUACUGAUAAGGAAAACCCAGAAAAUGGCAAGCUUUGUGAGGAUUACUGGGUAUGCUAUGUGGGUGAUGAUGACAUACUUAACGAAUAUUUGGAAGCUGAGUUUCACGCACGCUGCUGGGAUAAUUAACAUUUGGGGCGGCUUAGCAUCCAUAUUACCUUUAGUUUUUGCCUUCAUUGUUGACACCCUAUUGAGUAACUAUGCCAUGCUUUUGAUCUCCAGUAUUGCCUAUAGCAUUGGCUUGGGCUUACUGGCAAUGUCAACACCACCAGUCCUCUCUGAUUCCACUGGCACAUGCAGUGAAUACAAGCCAGAAUGCAUUGGCCAAACACAAAAGGUCCUCUUCUACACUGCUUUAGCUCUGAUAGCAGUGGGAAUAUCUGGCCACAUAGUAUCUCUAAUUUCAUUCCUCACUGAACAAACUACUGAUCAUCCAAAGGGCAAUGAAAAUGAUAGUGAAAGAAAAGCUCCAUUUCAAGUGGCAGGCGCCUUUAGUGUUAUACUUGUCGCCAUUGGUGGAGGUAUUGCACUUCCAUAUAUAAAGCCAUGGUCAAUCCGGUUUGGAAUCCCAGCAAUAUGUACCUUGGUGGCGACACUUCUAUUUAUAAGUGGGACCUGGUCAUAUAUACAUAAUGGGCCAAAAGGGAGUCCAGGAACAACUGUGUUCAGAGUUUUGGUGGCCUCUGCUUCGAAAAUAUGCCAGCCGCAACCAAAUGGUGCUAAAGUGCUUUAUAAGAAAGCUGACUCUAAUGGCCUGCCUCAUACCGAUGGACUUCGGUAA
Messenger RNA from Ilex paraguariensis (yerba mate), 834 nucleotides. The record is from the annotation of a GenBank genome assembly. Lineage: Eukaryota; Viridiplantae; Streptophyta; Magnoliopsida; Aquifoliales; Aquifoliaceae.